AUGUCAGGCUCUUAUCCAGACUACAGUGGCUUUCCGGCCGGUAUUGGUGGCCCUGUAUAUGACACAAACUCUGGGCCACAGUUCGGCAACUUUCACAUGACAUCUCAGCCAAUGAACGGGCCAUUCAAUGGCCACGGAGGAGGACUCGGCGGCGGCGGUGGACCGCCAGGCAAUGGUGUGGACGUUAAUCGAGCGCAUCGGAGCCCUGAAAACGGUGUCAAUAAUAACAGUAAUAGUAAUAACGGGGCGAACGCUAACCCGACAGACAAUACUCACGUGAAUAGGCAUCAGAUAAUGAAUAAUAGACUGAAAUCAUUGAUUCAGAGCAGACAGAGUCAGAAGGAGAUUAAUAGCGGCGGACAUCAGAAUAAUAAUCACAAUUCAUUCGGUUCCGGUCCGGCGCCCCCUCCGCCGCAUCCACCGCCACUGUCCGCACCCCCGCCCCCAUUGCCAUCAUUUCCAGGCCAAACAUUUAUUGUAGUCCAACAACAGGCCAAUAACGGCACGACCACCUCAUUAAGCCCUCAUUACACAUCAGGGCCGCCGCCAAACCCGGACACUGGCCAACAGCAGCCGCCCUUCCUUCACAUGAAUUGGUCGCAAUCGGGCGAUCAGGACGACAGUCCGUACCGCAAGACACCCAACGGCCACAUCACCGAUAAGGAGAGGCGGACGCCGUAUAAUUCGUCGCCGUCACCACAAGAGUACCACUCGUUAGACCACCAGACAAACGGUCCGCUCAACGCCAACCACUCGCUCACGCGUCAGAGCCCGCGGCCGAACUCACGGUCAUCGCCGGGCAGAGCGAGUCGAUCGCCGGCCAGUUCUGUCAAAAGUGAAUCAAUGGUGACGAUCACGACCAACGGUAUGCCAUCGGCGCAGCACCAGAACGACCAACCCAUGGAUUCUGAGCCUUUUUUAGUGAAUACGACCACAACUAUGCACCCCUUCCACAGCAACAACCACUUAGAUUUGACAACAUCUAUGAAUACAUCUACAGGUAUUAUCAGUUCAUAUAACAUGAGUCCCACCGCACAGUCACAGUCAUCUGCAUUCUACCCCUCAUCCCUGUACAUGCCUUCCAUAGGCCUUCUCGAUCCGAGCAGUCCUACUGUGAUAAUGAGUGUCUCCGACGGCGGCGGCGGACUCGAGGCCAAGAAGUCAGUGGAAGAACAACAACAUCUGCAACACUUGCAACAACAACAGCAGUCGCCCCAGACAUCAAUCGGUCACAUGAUUUCUGGCAUAGAUUGUGGUCGUAUUAUUGAUCCGAUGGAGUCCGGCAACGGACUGACGCUAAUGGACUUGACAUCAAUGACAUCAUUCAUGAAGAGUGAGUCCAUCGGUGACCCGAUCUCCUCCUCGUCUUCGUCGCCAUUACUUCUGUCCAACGAAUCUCAUCACAUAAUGACAUCGUUCGCCGGCACACCACUCGCCCCACACAUGACCACAACCGCGAGCACAGUAUUGCCGCCAAUGUCUACCUUUUUGUUGCCCAACUUUCGGGACCAGAACUGGUGGAACGACCGCCACAUCGACCGACUCAAGACAAACGCCAAACAAGAGGGCAACGAUUGCGAGUGUUAUGCGCCCGAAGAACGUGAGUAUAACACUACCGGCCGUUCGAGUGCCAGUCCCGCUCACACGUGACUUCUUUGCCCGCAUCCCUUUCCAACUGAUCCCAAGUUGUGAUGACUGCAAAAUACAAACCAAAAGACAAUGCUCUGAAUCUUUGCUCUCUCUUUAUCUCUCCAGUGAUCUGAUACUCCAUAAACCGCACCACUCUUUAUAUACAACUUUUUUAAAUAUAU
This is a messenger RNA of Medioppia subpectinata, 1811 nucleotides long. Lineage: Eukaryota; Metazoa; Arthropoda; Arachnida; Sarcoptiformes; Oppiidae. The record is from the annotation of a GenBank genome assembly.